CAGAAAUUAAAUUGCGCUGCGAUUGGUCGCAUCCCGCCAGGAAGUGAUGCGACUCCCGCCUGCGAUGUCGUUCCCACACUGCGACGGCCGUGCCGAGCGGGCGACCGUCGUCGACUCAUCUCGGCGCUUCGUUAAGUCGUCCACCGACACGACAUUAGAGACACCAAACUUUGAUGUGGCCUCUGAAGGCCUCACGUUGGACAAUUGUGAGCAAGGCAAAGACUUCAAGUGAUUCUCGUGGAGGGUCCGAGCCCACGCGAGAGGAGAAAGGCAUCGAGGGCGGUGGGUGGGGUGGAGGACUCAAGACGUGGUUCCGUGUGGAGAGGCCUGCCGAGCCAGUCUUUGGAAGGGGGAGGUCGGCCGUGCAAGGCGCGCCGCGGGCCGCAGACAUGAUGGUCCACUGUGCCGGCUGUGAGCGGCCCAUCCUGGACCGGUUCCUGCUCAACGUGCUGGACCGGGCCUGGCACGCCAAAUGCGUGCAGUGCUGCGAGUGCAACUGCAAGCUGACCGACAAGUGCUUCUCGCGGGACGGAAAGCUCUACUGCAAGGUGGACUUCUUCCGGCGGUUCGGUACCAAGUGCGCCGGCUGCCUGCAGGGCAUCUCGCCCAGCGACCUGGUGCGCAAGGCGCGCAGCAAGGUGUUCCACCUCAACUGCUUCACCUGCAUGGUGUGCCACAAGCAGCUGUCCACCGGCGAGGAGCUCUACGUCAUCGACGAGAACAAGUUUGUGUGCAAGGACGACUACCUGAGCUCGGCCACCAUCAAGGAGGUCAGCCUCAACUCAGUGUCGUCGUGCACGGACCGGAGCCUGUCACCGGACGUGCAGGACGGCGCCUUGCUGCAAGACGAGCUGAAGGAGGGGGACAACUGCACGUCGUCGGACAAGGAGACCAAUAAUAUCGAGAACGAGGAGCAGAACUCGGGGGCCAAGCGGCGGGGCCCGCGCACCACCAUCAAGGCCAAGCAGCUGGAGACCCUCAAGGCCGCCUUCGUGGCCACGCCCAAGCCCACGCGACACAUCCGGGAGCAGCUGGCGCAGGAGACCGGCCUCAACAUGCGCGUCAUACAGGUCUGGUUCCAGAACCGAAGAUCCAAGGAACGACGGAUGAAGCAGCUGAGCGCUUUGGGGGCUCGCAGACACGCCUUCUUCCGGGGCCCGAGGAGAAUGAGGACCCUGGGGGGGCGGCUGGAGGACCCGGACAUCUUGGGACCCGCUGCCUACGGCUACUACGGGGAGUACCAAGGGGACUACUACGGACCAGCAACUAACUACGACUUCUUCCCGCACGGCCCCCCGUCCUCGCAAGCCCAAUCCCCCGCCGAGUCCCCCUACAUCCUGGGCUCGGGGCCCGGGGCCAUGGAGGGCUCGGGCCACCUCCCCUCGGACGACCAAAGGUUCACGGACAUGAUCUCGCACGCCGAGACGCCCAGUCCCGAGCCGGGCUCCCUGCAGCCCGGGCCGGGGGAGGCCUACGGGGGCGGGCCCAGUCCUCCUUUCUCCCUGGCCAGUAACUCCAGCUACAGCGCCCCCAUGUCCCACCAAGGCCCCGAGAUGGGCGAGGCUGCGGCCUGGUGAAGCCAGCCGCCAGAGACCGUUUGAUCCGUUUUCACCCACCGCUGGACUCUCGCUUAGAAGUGUAGGGACGAGUCGGCGCCAGCUUUCUUGGAAUACUGGACUUGAAUGAUUUACAAUAAAGACUUUGAUUGAGUCCGUCCUGCACACAUGCUGCCGCAAAAACAACGCGGUCGACACAACAACGCCAAAGGAACUUUUUCUUUACGUUUCUUGCGUUUGAAAGCGAGCCGUCACCUUUUGUAGCCGCUACGUUGCAGCCACCCGCUUGUAUGGGCCCGGACCGGAGUCCUCGUAGCCGCAGCGGCCGCACACGUCGAGGGCAAGUGGACUUCAACCCCAGCUAUCCCCUUCCUGUCAUCCGUACCUGGUAGGCAUGUAUUUUAGAUCAGAGCAAUCUCCAAACAUGGUUAGAGGUGAUCACUGCUAUUCGUGACAAACACAAACAGAGCCCCAAAUAGCCAAAGCGCGGCAAGUCAUUGAUACUUGAGGCAAAUUGCAACUUUGCAAGACCAAAUGUCUUUUGCAGCAAAUGGGAAGUAAACGCACUUUAUUUGCUUUGGAGGGCCACAAAAAAAAUGAUGUAGCAGUCCGGACUUGGCCCCCAGACCUUAGGUUGGACACUUGUGCCACAAACUAGGAUCCCAAAACUCAUCUUCCAUCAUUUGCAUUAAAAAAGGGAUUUAUGGAGGAUUUGAUUUGGGUUAUGCGAUGACUCCCUGGAACCAACCAAAUGUUAUUUUGAGCCGGAAAUUGCAUUUGGAUUUGAGCAGGUUGCUAUUUUUUUUGCAUACUGAAAUGGAAGGAAACAUUCUCGGGAAAAUAUUGGACACUACCCGACCCGGCUCAGGGUUGCUAUUGUGGUGACUGCGGAUACCCCGCCCGCCCCCUGCGUAUGUAUGGAUGCAGCAUAUACAGUAUACAGUUGCUUCUUUUCUUAGAAAAUGUUGCUAAUAAAAUUAGUUGUUUUCAAAUCCAAUGCUACAAUAAUAACCUGGUAGCCCAUUUCUUGCUAGCGUUAACUCAUCAGUGUGGGUCAUUUUUGCUGGAUCAAAAACUUGACCUUGACAACGUGCUGGGUCCCAAAAAAAUGGCCUUUGGAUUUGCUAUGUUCCCCCAAUCCGGGUCACUUUUAAGUCAGCAAUUUGAAAUGAGAAUUUUCCGACCAAUGCGGGGAAUGGCCGAGCCUGACAUUGAGAUGGAACAAAUGAAUGCGGCCGAUCAUUUGAAUGAAAAGGCUGCCUCCCCCCUGCGCCCCCUUUCUACUUUGGUGCCACUCCAUCCACAACAUGAUGAUCAUAUGUUAAAACAAGGGCGUCUGCACCUUUCUUCCCACACACACACACACACACACACGCACACACAGGCGGCGUUGAUUGUUGUGUCCGCGCGCGCGCGCCUCCGGCCGACCUUCCCUUUGUCGUGCUCCCUUUUUCACAAGACAUGUUUUAAUGGAAAUGAUUUUCAAAAGCACACUGAAGCCAUAAUAGAGAAUCUCCUUCAACAGCUGAGGUCUCCUGCCUCUUAAAGGGAGCAAACAAAAGAGGGGCCACGCAACAUCUGUGGCG
Molecule: messenger RNA, 3142 nt
Organism: Syngnathus typhle (broad-nosed pipefish)
Lineage: Eukaryota; Metazoa; Chordata; Actinopteri; Syngnathiformes; Syngnathidae
Gene: lhx5
Product: LIM homeobox 5
Exons: 8
Coding region: 174-1577 (467 amino acids)
Biological process (GO): regulation of transcription by RNA polymerase II; neuron differentiation
Cellular component (GO): nucleus
Molecular function (GO): DNA-binding transcription factor activity, RNA polymerase II-specific; RNA polymerase II transcription regulatory region sequence-specific DNA binding
Source: RefSeq, a predicted model, not a curated record